AAGGGGGGACACGAGGCCUGGGGUCUGGGAGGCACUCAGGCCCGGGAGCAAUGGAUGGGCUGAGGGGUGAGUGGGUCCCAGAGAGGCAGAGCUGGGCCAUUGGGACUGCUUGGCCCUCGGGGGGUCACUGAGGCCAAGCCAGGCCCCGGUGGGGAAGCGUGGGGUCAGAGUCACCCACCCCUUGCCGGCCCAUAGCGCCUUCCUUGAUGUCCUGCUGCUGCCCCUUGGCUUGCUCGUGGGGUCAGACAGGGCUCCCGUUUGCUCCCUGGUGAUGACGCCCCGCUCUGCGCCGAGAGGAGGCCUGGAAGCCCUGAGCCUCUGCGGUGCAGGCAGGGGAGGCCAGCAGUCUGGGUGAAUCCUGGGGGUGUGAGUGAGAGUUUCUGUUGCCUGAUCUUUCUGUCAACGUCGCGAAAGGACGGAUUACUAUUUCCACCUUUUCCCGUGAGGCACCUGCCUCAACGUUGAGUAACUCUCUGGGGUCACCCUCCUAGAAAGAGCAGGGCAGGGGCUGGAGGGCCAAGACCCCGUGCCUGCCUGCCAUGCCCAGGGCUCCAUGUGUGGCGGCCCUUGGUGCUCUCUCAGUGACGGCUGAUAAGCAGACCUCGUGCCCGGGGGCAUCCGAGGGGUUCCACUGGGGUAGAUUAAUGCAAGGAGAGCAAGGAUUUGGGGUCCAGGUGAGACUGGGGUCACCCAGAGGGUGCUGAUCCUCUUCCUGCGAUCUGGUUUCAGGAGAAUGUGAGGGUCACACCUUCCGUUUAGUUUUUGCCCUGAAACAGAGUCUUAAUUGGCCGGUGUCACUCAAAACUUCCUUGGUUUCGUCAUCUACCUGUAGGCCCCAGGUUUUCUGGAGUCUUGCUUUCCCUCCAUCCCUGCCUGCAGAUUGACCAAAUCUUUUCUCAGUCAUGGGAGACUUGGCUCAGUGCAGCUGACCGUCACCCAGGCACACUUGUGACCUUUGCCACGCAUUCAUUAGGUGCUCACCUGUCCCCCGGGUUGUUUUUUAUGGCAACACCAUGACUGGCUUCCAGGCACCGAUUUCUGCACAGUCAUCGGCACUGUGCUGGGAACAACAACCCAGACGACAGCAGACGUGACUCUGUGCUUAUGUUUCGAGGAGGUGGCUGCAGGUCUGCGGCUGCAGCUGCACCCCGUGUGUCCUCUGGUGGGGACACCGCUGGAGGAGCAGACCCCACUGGCAGGUGGAGCGCAGCAAAAACAGCUGGCAGGAAUUCAGGUUGCUCAGACUUGGUGUUGGUUCUGCUCGCCUGCGUGAGGUGACCCAACCGGGCCACCUGGUCAGGCUGGACAGUGGGGGUGGGAAGUACGUCCCCCACGGGGGCCACUUCAAGUCACAUGGCAGUGGAUGGGACGUAUGAUCCCUUACAGGGAACAGGGCCCAGUGAUCGGGCACAGGGAUACGGUCUACCACACUCCUGGCCCAAAAACUGGGAGGAAGAAGGGAAAUUUGUGUGUCUUGAAAGAGAAGCAGAGACAUUUCUGAGGUGCUGUGUUCCCGAGACCAGGACAGAGAGGAGGCGGGAGAGAGGACAAGGCCGGCAGUCGGAAGACUGGUGGGGCUGGGGGUGGGGGCUGUUCCUGUCCUCGUGUUGUUGUCCCCUCCCCGUGCUCCCGCCGCCCCCUCUUGCCCGCCUACCUGAGCAACAUGAUAAGCCUCAGCUCCCGGCUGCAACAUGAAGACAUAAUUGUGCUGUGGCUUCCUCCGAAGGCCUGGCUUGGAAACUUUCACCUGAUCGUGCGUUUGAAGGCCCCUUGCAUAGGGGCUCUGCAGCUGUGGGCGAGGGCCUGGAUUAUCACCGGGGGGACCCACGCCGGCGUGAUGAAGCAGGUGGGCGAGGCGGUGCGCGACUUCAGCCUGAGCAGCAGCCGCAAUGAAGGAGAACUUGUCACCAUUGGAAUUGCUACGUGGGGCGCCGUGCACAACCGGAGGAGCCUGAUCCAUCCCACGCUCCUCCCCAGCCAUCUGCAAGGCGGCUUCUGUGCCGAGUACGUCGUGGAUGAGGAAGGCCAAGGGCACCUGACCUGCCUGGACAGCAACCACUCCCACUUCAUCCUUGUGGAUGACGGCACCCACGGCUGCUACGGGGUGGAGAUUGCCCUGAGGACAAAGCUGGAGAAGUUCAUAUCGGAGCAGACCAAGGAGAGAGGAGGUGUGGCCAUCAAGAUCCCCAUCGUCUGUGUGGUGCUGGAGGGGGGACCCGGAACACUGCAAACCAUCUACAACGCCAUCACCAACGGCACCCCCUGCGUGAUCGUGGAGGGCUCGGGCCGCGUGGCCGACGUCAUUGCCCAGGUGGCCAGCCUGCCCAUCUCCGAGAUCACCAUCUCCCUGAUUCAGCAGAAGCUGAGCAUGUUCUUCCAGGAGAUGUUUGAGACCUUCACCGAAAGCAGGAUUGUGGAGUGGACCAAAAAGAUCCAAGACAUUGUCCGGAAGCGGCAGCUGCUGACCAUCUUCCGGGAAGGCAAGGAUGGCCAGCAGGAUGUGGAUGUGGCUAUCCUGCAGGCCUUGCUGAAAGCCUCUAGGAGCCAUGACCACUUUGGCCACGAGAACUGGGACCACCAGCUGAAGUUAGCAGUGGCGUGGAAUCGUGUGGACAUUGCCCGGAGUGAGAUCUUCACUGACGAGUGGCAGUGGAAGCCUUCAGAGCUGCAUACCAUAAUGACGGCCGCCCUCAUCUCCAACAAGCCUGAGUUCGUGAAGCUGUUCCUGGAGAAUGGGUUGCAGCUGAAGGAGUUUGUCACUUGGGACACCCUGAGCUCCCUGUACCGGAACCUGGACCCCUCCUGCCUGUUCCAGUACAAGCUGCAGAAGGUGCUGGCCGAGGAUCCCGAGCACCCGACCGCCGUGCCCGCCGACCCCCGAGUGCAUAUGCACUUUGUGGCCCAGGUGUUGCGGGAGCUCCUGGGGGACUUCACGCAGCCGCUGUACCCCCGGUUCCGGCCUUACGACCAGGUGCGGCUCACGCUUCGCGUGCCGCAUGGCAAGCCCAACGAUUCAUCAGGUGAUGCUGCCUUCAAAAGGGACCCAGCCCGUGAUCUUCUCAUUUGGGCCAUCGUCCAGAACCGCCGCAAGCUGGCAGAAAUCAUCUGGGAUCAGAGUCAGGAGUGCAUUGCUGCGGCCUUGGCCUGCACCAAGAUCCUGAAGGAGCUGUCCAAGGAGGAGGAGGACACGGACAGCUUGGAGGAGAUGCUGGCGCUUGCUGAUGAGUAUGAACACAGAGCCAUCGGAGUCUUCACCGAGUGCUACCGCAAGGAUGAAGAGAGAGCACAGAAACUGCUCGUCCGAGUGUCCCAGGCCUGGGGGACGACCACCUGCCUGCAGCUGGCCCUGGAGGCCAAGGACAUGAAGUUCAUGUCCCACGGGGGUGUCCAGGCCUUCCUGACCAAGGUGUGGUGGGGCCAGCUCUGCGUGGACAAUGGGCUCUGGCGGGUGAUCCUGUGCAUGCUGGCCUUCCCGCUGCUCUGCACCCACCUCAUCUCCUUCAGGGAGAAGAGGCUGCAGGCCGUGAGGGGCCUGCUCCGCGUCCGUGCCUUCUUCAGCGCGCCUGUGGUCAUUUUCCACGUGAACAUCCUGUCCUACUUCCUCUUCCUCUGCCUCUUCUCCUACGUGCUCAUGGUGGACUUCCAGCCCACGCCCUCGCACUGCGAGUACGUCAUCUACUUCUGGCUCUUCUCCCUCACCUGUGAGGAGUUGCGGCAGCUCUUCUAUGACCCUGACGGGUGCGGGCUGAGGAAGAGGGCCUUCUUGUACUUCAAUGACUUCUGGAAUAAACUGGACAUCAUUGCCAUCUUGCUCUUCAUAGUAGGACUGACCUGCAGGCUCAUACCAGCGUUGCUGUACACCGGGCGCGUCCUCCUCUCUCUGGAUUUCAUCAUGUUCUGCCUCCGUCUGAUGCACAUUUUCACUGUCAGUAAGACACUGGGGCCCAAGAUAAUCAUCGUGAAGCGGAUGAUGAAGGACGUCUUCUUUUUCAUCUUCCUGCUGGCGGUGUGGGUCGUGUCUUUCGGGGUGGCCAAGCAGGCCAUCCUCAUCCACAAUGAGAGCCGGGUAGACUGGAUCUUCCGGGGGGUCAUCUACCAGUCAUACCUCACCAUCUUCGGGCAGAUGCCGGCCUACAUCGACGGCGUGAACUUCAGCCUGGACGACUGCAGCCCCAAUGGCACAGAGCCCUACAAGCCCAAGUGCCCGGAAAGCGACACCAACCUGCAGGCGCCUGCCUUCCCCGAGUGGCUGACAGUCAUCCUGCUCUGCCUCUACCUGCUUUUCACCAACAUCCUGCUGCUCAACCUCCUCAUCGCCAUGUUCAACUACACGUUCCAGCAGGUCCAGGAGCACACGGACCAGAUCUGGAAGUUCCAGCGCCACGACCUGAUAGAGGAGUACCACAACAGGCCCCCGGCGCCGCCCCCCUUCAUCGUCCUCAGCCACCUGCAUCUCGUCGUCAAGAGGGUCAUCCUGAAGAUACCCGCCAAGCGACACAAGCAGCUCAAGAACAAGCUGGAGGAGAGCGAGGAGGCGGCCCUCCUGUUCUGGGAGACCUACCUGAAGGAGAACUACCUGCAGAACCAGCAGUACCAGCAGCAGCAGAGGCCGGAGCAGAAGAUCCAAGACAUUAGCAAUAAGGUGGAUGCCAUGGUGGACCUGCUGGAAAUGGAGCACGUGAAGCGGUCGGGCUCCGUGGAGCAGAGACUGGCCUCCCUGGAGGAGCAGGUGACCCAGACGGCCAGAGCACUGCACUGGAUCGUGAAGACCCUGAAGGACGGUGGCUUUGGCUUGGAGGCAGACGUCCCCACUCUGGCAUCCCAGAAGGCCUCGGAGGGGCAGGAUCCUGAGCUGCACAGCAGGCAGGAGGAGGAGGACCCGGGUGACGCCCACCACGUGAAUGCCCGGCACCUCCUCUACCCCAGCUCCCUCAUCACGCGCUUCCCCGUGCCCAAUGAGAAGGUGCCCUGGGAGACGGAGUUUCUCAUCUACAACCCGCCCUUUUACACGGCCGAGAGGAAGGACAAGGGCGUGGUGGACCCUGUGGGGAGUGCCCUGGAGCCCCUGUCCGGGAUCCGCUACAAUGCCGUGGAUGGCCCCGUGGACCGCCGCAGCUCGCACGGCCCCUACGCUGUUCGGGACGGGCUCCCUCUGAACCCCAUGGGCCGCACAGGGCUGCGUGGGCGCGGGGCCCUCAGGUACUUUGGACCCAACCACUCGCUGCAGCCCGUGGUCACCCGCUGGAGGCGGAACCAGGACGGAGCCAUCUGCAGGAAAAGCAUAAAGAAAAUGCUGGAAGUGCUGGUCAUGAAGCUCCCCAUCUCAGAACACUGGGCCCUGCCUGGGGGGUCCCAGGAACCAGGAGAGAUGCUGCCCCGGAAGCUGAAGCAGGUCCUCCAGAGAGAGUUCUGGUCUUCCUUCCAGAGCUUGCUGACUCAGGGCGUGGAGGUGUACAAGGGGUAUGUGGACGACCCUCGGAACACGGACAACGCCUGGAUCGAGACGGUGGCUGUCAGUGUCCACUUCGCAGACCAGAACGACGUGGAGCUGACGAGGCUGGACUCGCACUUGAAGCACCACGACCCGAAGAUAUCCGUCCGCUGGCAGGUCGUGGACAAGCGCAUCCCGCUGUAUGCCAACCACAAGACCAUCCUCCAGAAGGUGGCCACUCUGUUCGGGGCUUACUACUGACCUGUGGACUUAGGCCGGGCCCCUCUGCCAGCAGCAGGCCAGGCUAGUCUGUCCACGGGCCCCUCCGAGAGGUGGGCUGCUCUCUCCUGGUGCCGGCUGCCCCAGACACAUGCAGCUCUGGACCUUGGGCAGGGGAGGGGCCGCUGCUGGGGCACCACAUGAUGUGGUUUGGGGACCUACCGCCCCUCAUAGCCAGCUGGAGUUGCUGGCCAGAAGCUUGUGAACCAGACAAUCAGGGCGCCCUGAGAAGAGAGCCAAAGCAGGGGACAGUCUGGCUCUGGUCACACUGCAGUUCCUCAGGGUUGAGGUGGGCACUGGGACCCGCCAGCCAUCGCUGCCUCUCCUGAGCAGGCUGGCAGCCUGUCAAGGGGCUGGGGCGCCCUGGCAGCCUUGACCAUUGGCUGGAGUUGAUUCCCUCCUGCUCAUGUCAUUGUGAUCAGUGUGAGAGGUGCAGCGGCCCAAGGCCUGCAUUUCCUGGAGAGUCAGGGUUCCCCUGUGUCCUCCUCCUCGGGCUCAGGCCCCCAAGAUAGCCUCCCCUGUGACUUGACUCGGACCCUCGCCUGGUGCGGGGCACUAUAGGAAU
Molecule: messenger RNA, 6275 nt
Organism: Diceros bicornis minor
Lineage: Eukaryota; Metazoa; Chordata; Mammalia; Perissodactyla; Rhinocerotidae
Gene: TRPM2
Product: transient receptor potential cation channel subfamily M member 2
Exons: 30
Coding region: 1664-5692 (1342 amino acids)
Biological process (GO): calcium ion transmembrane transport
Cellular component (GO): membrane
Molecular function (GO): ligand-gated calcium channel activity
Source: RefSeq, a predicted model, not a curated record